CAUCAAAUGCACCGUUGUAGUGGCCACUGUAGUCGUUCGGUUUCCGGCAAAGAACCAAAAUGUCUUCUGUUUCAUAAGCUUUGAAUACGGCAAACAGACCCGUCAUGGUAGGAGGCGGUGCGAGCGGUUUACUGUGAGACACGGCAGUGCCGUUCAGCAUUUAGGGAACAGAGACAUGAAAGCUGGAGCGUGAGACCGCGUCGGCCUAGAGUCACUGUGUUCGGAGAAUUCUCGAUUACUCGCUGUAAGUUCGUUUUACAGAGCCCGUUUAUCCGUUUGAAAGGCCGGUGAACCGUUGGGAUUCUGGAAAGCCGUUUUUGCAGUUUGUACGUGCUGUCCGUUGCUAUUAAAGCGGCGUUAGGUCGGAGACUGCGCUGCCGCCAUAUUGAAACGAACUAGUGACUGACUGGCUGGGACUGAACUGACAAGAGAUCGGACCCAGACUGGGGGGGCUGCUGCUGGUGACGCAGGAAAAACACCCAAGAGCAGACAAAAAUCAAAGGAAGCGAGCUCAUAUUUACAUACAGGUUACAUGCGAUUACAUUCAUAGAACACACGCAUAUGAAAUCAGUCUCCAAUUUGCUAAAUAAAAUCCCGGAGUUGUGAAUAGAAGAAGUCAUCUCUAAUUCCUGGUUAUGCAAUGGUCUCUGCAAAACGCCCUGUGCUCCAGCUGGUUCUCUCAUACGCAGGCGUGCGCCGCUUCUCCGUGCUUGAGGAGGCAGUGAUUUCUUCCCGGGCGACGGCGACAUAAGCGACAAGAUUGCAAAGAUCUGCCCCGUGUCGAGUAUGACAGCCACGACCCGUGGCUCUCCCGUGGGGGGGAAUGACACCCAGGGCCAGGCUCCGGACGGGCAGUCCCAGCCCCCGCUCCCCCAGAACCAGACGUCCUCCCCCAACUCGUCGAAUGAGAACUCCCCGGUGAGCCCGCCGGACGAGCAGGGACAGGGAGACAACCCUCCCCAGCUGGAGGAGGAGGAGCCUGCCUUCCCCCACACCGACCUGGCCAAGCUGGAUGACAUGAUCAACCGACCCCGCUGGGUUGUUCCAGUUUUACCAAAAGGUGAAUUAGAAGUUCUUCUUGAAGCUGCUAUAGAUCUUAGUAAAAAAGGACUUGAUGUCAAGUGUGAAGCAUGCCAGAGAUUUUUCCGGGAUGGCUUGACCAUUUCAUUUACAAAAAUCCUGACCGACGAGGCAGUGAGUGGCUGGAAGUUUGAGAUUCAUAGAUGCAUCAUAAACAACACUCACCGUCUGGUAGAACUGUGUGUGGCCAAGCUCUCUCAGGACUGGUUCCCUCUUCUCGAGCUGCUGGCCAUGGCCAUGAACCCCCACUGCAAGUUCCACAUCUACAACGGUACCCGGCCCUCCGAGACGGUGCCCGCUGGGGUGCAGCUGGCCGAGGACGAGCUCUUCGCCCGCCCGCCCGACCCUCGCUCUCCCAAGGGCUGGCUGGUGGAUUUAAUAAACAAAUUUGGUACAUUAAACGGGUUUCAGACUCUGCACGAUCGCUUCAUGAGCGGCCAGGCGCUGAACGUCCAGAUCAUCGCGGCGCUCAUCAAGCCGUUCGGGCAGUGUUACGAGUUUCUAACGUUGCACACGGUGAAGAAGUACUUCCUCCCCAUCAUCGAGAUGGUUCCCCAGUUUCUAGAAAACCUCACGGAUGAGGAAUUGAAAAAAGAGGCCAAGAACGAAGCCAAAAAUGACGCGCUGUCGAUGAUAAUCAAGUCGCUGAAGAACCUAGCUUCACGGGUACCUGGCCAAGAAGAAACAGUAAAAAACUUAGAAAUUUUUAGGUUAAAAAUGAUUCUUAGGUUAUUGCAAAUUUCUUCAUUUAAUGGAAAAAUGAAUGCACUAAAUGAAGUCAACAAGGUGAUUUCAAGCGUUUCCUACUACACCCAUCGGCAUGGCAACCCUGAGGAGGAGGAGUGGCUGACUGCUGAACGCAUGGCUGAGUGGAUCCAGCAGAACAACAUCCUGUCCAUCGUGCUGAGGGACAGCCUGCAUCAGCCGCAGUACGUGGAGAAGCUGGAGAAGAUCCUGCGCUUCGUCAUCAAGGAGAAGGCCCUGACCCUGCAAGACCUGGACAACAUCUGGGCAGCCCAGGCCGGCAAGCACGAAGCCAUUGUGAAGAAUGUGCAUGACCUCCUGGCAAAGCUCGCCUGGGAUUUUUCUCCUGAGCAGCUUGACCAUCUCUUUGACUGCUUCAAGGCGAGCUGGACAAACGCCAGUAAAAAGCAGCGAGAGAAGCUGUUGGAGCUGAUUCGCCGCUUGGCCGAGGACGACAAGGACGGGGUGAUGGCCCACAAGGUUCUGAACCUGCUGUGGAACCUGGCCCACAGCGACGACGUGCCUGUGGACAUCAUGGACCAGGCCCUCAGUGCUCACAUCAAGAUCCUGGACUACAGCUGUUCCCAGACGUCCUUGCAGGACCGCGACACGCAGAAAAUCCAGUGGAUAGACCGUUUUAUUGAGGAGCUGCGAACCAACGACAAAUGGGUGAUCCCUGCACUGAAGCAGAUUCGGGAGAUCUGCAGCCUGUUUGGGGAGGCGCCUCAGAACCUAAGUCAGACGCAACGCAGCCCGCACGUCUUCUACCGCCACGACCUGAUAAACCAGCUGCAGCACAACCACGCGCUGGUCACCCUGGUGGCCGAGAACCUGUCCGCGUACAUGGAGACCAUGAGGCAGUUCGCCAAAGCCGAGCACUUGGAGUUCGACCCGCAGACGGUGCGGGACGGCAGCCGCUACAGCCACGUGCAGGAAGUCCAGGAGAGACUCAACUUCCUGAGGUUUCUGCUGAAGGACGGCCAGCUGUGGCUGUGCGCGCCCCAGGCCAAGCAGAUCUGGAAGUGCCUGGCGGAGAACGCCGUGUUCCUGUGCGACCGGGAGGCCUGCUUCAAGUGGUACUCCAAGCUGAUGGGCGACGAGCCCGACCUGGACCCCGACAUCAACAAGGACUUCUUCGAGAACAACGUGCUGCAGCUGGACCCCUCGCUUCUCACCGAAAACGGGAUGAAGUGCUUCGAGCGCUUCUUCAAAGCCGUCAACUGCAGGGAAGGGAAGCUGGUGGCCAAACGGAGGGCUUACAUGAUGGAUGACCUGGAGCUGAUUGGGCUCGAUUACCUCUGGAGGGUUGUGAUUCAAGGGAGUGAUGACAUUGCCAGCCGAGCCAUAGAUUUGCUGAAAGAGAUUUACACAAACCUCGGACCAAAACUGCAAGUCAAUCAGGUAGAGAUUCAUGAGGAUUUCAUCCAGUCUUGCUUUGACCGGUUGAAAGCCUCCUAUGACACCCUGUGCGUGUUGGACGGGGACAAAGAUAGCAUUAACUGUGCGAGACAAGAGGCCAUCCGCAUGGUGAGGGUGCUGACUGUCCUGAGGGAGUACAUCAACGAGUGUGACAGUGACUACCACGAGGAGAGGACCAUCCUGCCCAUGUCAAGAGCGUUUCGAGGCAAGCACAUCACCCUCAUCGUGCGCUUCCCGAACCAAGGCCGCCAGGUGGACGACCUGGACAUCUGGUCCCACACCAACGACACGAUCGGGUCCGUGCGCCGCUGCAUCCUGACCAGGAUAAAGGCCAACAGCGCGCACACCAAGAUCGAGCUCUUCAUCGGGGGGGAAAUCGUCGACCCGGCCGACGACCGGAAGUUGAUCGGGCAACUCAAUCUGAAAGACAAAACCCUAAUCACAGCUAAGCUCACCCAGGUCAGUUCCAACAUGCCUUCAAGCCCCGAUAGCUCCUCGGACUCCUCCACUGGUUCCCCCGGAAACCAUGGAAACCACUUCAGCGACGGACCCAAUCCUGAAGUGGAGAGCUGUCUUCCGGGAGUGAUAAUGUCGCUGCACCUGCGCUACAUCUCCUUCCUGUGGCAAGUGGCGGACCUGGGCUGCAAUCUGAACAUGCCUCUACUGCGCGACGGGGCCCGGGUGCUCAUGAAGCUCAUGCCCCCCGAUAACACUACAGUAGAAAACCUGCGAGCCAUCUGUCUGGAUCAUGCCAAGCUUGGAGAAAACAGCCUCAGUCCUACCCUGGACUCCCGCUUCUUUGGCCCCUCCCCCUCCCAAGUGCUCUACCUGACUGAGGUGGUCUACGCCUUGCUCAUGCCGGCCAGCGGCACCCUGGGAGAGGACGCCAGCGACUUCCAGUACAACUUCUUGAAGAGCGGCGGACUGCCCCUCGUACUGAGCAUGCUCACCAGAAAUAACUUCCUGCCCAAUGCUGACAUGGAGACAAGGAGGGGAGCCUACCUCAACACUCUAAAAAUAGCCAAACUGCUCCUGACGGCGGUUGGCUUUGGCCACGUGAAGGCUGUGGCAGAGGCCUGCCAUCCCGUCGUGGAGGGAACCAGCCCCGUGUCACCAAUAAACCAGGCCACGCAUGACCAGGCCUUGGUCCUCCAGAAUGCUCUCCAGAACAUUCCCAACCCGUCGUCCGAGUGCAUGCUGCGCAACGUGGCCGUCCGUCUCGCCCAGCAGAUCUCCGAUGAGAACUUCUUCCAGGCAUCUAAGUACAUCCCAGAUAUCUGUGUGAUCCGGGCGGUGCAGAAGAUCGUCUGGGCGUCUGGGUGUGGCACUGUUCAGCUGGUCUUCAGCUCGAAUGAAGAGAUCAGCAAGAUAUACGAGAAGACGAACGCGGGGAACGAGCCUGACGCGGAGGACGAGCAGGUGUGCUGCGAGGCUCUGGAGGUCAUGACCCUCUGCUUCGCCCUCAUCCCCACGGCCUUGGACACGCUCAGCAAAGAGAAGGCCUGGCAGACCUUCAUCAUCGACCUGCUGCUGCACUGCCAGAGCAAGUCUGUCCGUCAGAUGGCUCAGGAGCAGUUUUUCCUCAUGGCCACCAGGUGCUGCAUGGGGCACAGGCCCCUCCUCUUCUUCAUCACCCUGCUCUUCACAGUUUUAGGUAGCACUGCAAAGGAGAGGGCUAAGCACGCUGGGGACUACUUCACCUUGUUAAGGCACUUACUGAACUACGCGUACAACAGCAACAUCAACCUGCCCAACGCCGAGGUUCUCCUCAACAACGAGAUCGAUUGGCUGAAAAGAAUCAGGGAUGAAGUGAAAAGGACAGGAGAGACCGGCGUGGAGGAGACCAUUCUGGAGGGCCACCUCGGGGUCACAAAGGAGCUGCUGGCCUUCCAGACCCCGGAGAAGAAGUACUACAUCGGCUGUGAGAAGGGCGGAGCCAACCUCAUCAAGGAGCUGAUCGAUGACUUCAUCUUCCCGGCCUCCAACGUGUACCUGCAGUACAUGAAGAGCGGGGAGUUCCCGGCCGAGCAGGCCAUCCCCGUCUGCAGCUCCCCCGCCACCAUCAACGCCGGCUUCGAGCUGCUGGUGGCGCUGGCCGUGGGCUGCGUCAGGAACCUCAAGCAGAUCGUCGACACGCUGACCGACAUGUACUACUUGGGUUGUGAAGCACUUACGGAGUGGGAGUACCUGCCUCCUGUUGGCCCGCGGCCCACCAAAGGCUUUGUGGGCCUGAAGAACGCCGGGGCCACCUGCUACAUGAACUCGGUCAUCCAGCAGCUGUACAUGAUCCCGCCCAUCAGGAACGGCAUCCUGGCCAUCGAGGGCACGGGCAGCGACGUGGACGACGACAUGUCCGGAGAUGAGAAGCAGGACAGCGAGAGCAACGUGGAUCCUCGGGACGAGGUGUUCAGCUAUCACCCUCAGUUCGAGGACAAGUCCUCCCUCAGCAAAUCGGAGGACAGGAAGGAGUACAACAUUGGGGUGCUGCGCCACCUGCAGGUCAUCUUCGGGCACCUGGCCGCCUCCAGGUUGCAGUACUAUGUCCCUCGCGGUUUCUGGAAGCAGUUCCGGUUGUGGGGCGAGCCGGUGAACCUGCGUGAGCAGCACGACGCUCUGGAGUUCUUCAACUCCCUGGUGGACAGCCUGGACGAGGCGCUGAAGGCCCUGGGCCACCCCGCCAUGCUCAGCAAGGUGCUGGGCGGCUCCUUCGCCGACCAGAAGAUCUGCCAGGGCUGCCCUCACAGGUAUGAAUGUGAAGAGUCCUUCACUACGCUGAAUGUAGAUAUCAGAAACCAUCAGAACCUCCUGGACUCAAUGGAGCAGUACGUGAAAGGAGACCUGCUGGAGGGCGCCAAUGCCUACCACUGUGAGAAGUGUAACAAAAAGGUGGACACAGUGAAACGGCUCCUCAUAAAGAAGCUGCCCCCCGUGCUGGCCAUCCAGCUCAAGCGCUUUGACUACGACUGGGAGAGGGAGUGCGCCAUCAAGUUCAACGACUACUUCGAGUUCCCCCGCGAGCUGGACAUGGAGCCGUACACGGUGGCGGGCGUGGCCAAGCUGGAGGGCGACGACGUCAGCCCGGAGAGCCAGGUGAUCCAGAACGAGCCGACGGAGAGCGGCGGCGACGCCCCCGGCAGCUCCAAGUACCGGCUGGCGGGCGUGCUGGUGCACAGCGGGCAGGCCAGCGGCGGGCACUACUACUCCUACAUCGUCCAGCGCAACGGCGGCGACGGCGAGAGGAACCGCUGGUACAAGUUCGACGACGGCGACGUCACCGAGUGCAAGAUGGACGACGACGAGGAGAUGAAGAACCAGUGCUUCGGCGGGGAGUACAUGGGCGAGGUCUUCGACCACAUGAUGAAGCGCAUGUCCUACCGGCGGCAGAAGCGCUGGUGGAACGCCUACAUCCUCUUCUACGAGCGCAUGGACUCCACGGACAAGGACAGCGAGCUGGUCAAGUACAUCUCCGAGCUGGCCCUCACCAGCAAGCUCCACCAGAUCAAAAUGCCGGCGGCCAUCGAGUGCAGCGUGCGCAAGCAGAACGUCCAGUUCAUGCACAACCGCAUGCAGUACAGCCUGGAAUAUUUCCAGUUUAUUAAGAAACUUCUGACCUGUAACAGUGUCUAUUUAAACCCCCCUCCAGGACAAGAUCAUCUUUUGCCUGAAGCAGAAGAAAUAGCUAUGAUUAGUAUUCAGCUUGCUGCUAGAUUCCUGUUUAGCACGGGAUUCCACACAAAGAAACUGGUGCGCGGCCCUGCCAGCGACUGGUACGACGCGCUGUGCAUCCUGCUUCGCCACAGCAAGAAUGUACGCUACUGGUUCGCGCACAACGUCCUGUUCGCCUACGCCAACCGCUUCUCCGAGUACCUGCUGGAGUGCCCCAGCGCGGAAGUGCGGGGCGCCUUCGCCAAGCUCAUCGUCUUCAUCGCGCACUUCUCCCUGCAGGACGGCCCGUGCCCCUCGCCCGCCGCCUCUCCGGGGCCGUCCACUCAGGCCUGUGACAAUUUGAGCCUGAGUGACCACCUGCUGCGAGCCGUCCUGAACCUGCUGCGGAGGGAAGUGUCCGAACACGGCCGCCACCUGCAGCAGUACUUCAACCUCUUCGUCAUGUACGCCAAUCUGGGCGUGCCAGAGAAGACCCAGCUGCUGAAGCUGAGUGUUCCCGCCACCUUCAUGCUGGUGGCCCUGGACGAGGGCCCCGGACCCCCAAUCAAGUACCAGUACGCUGAGCUGGGCAAGCUGUACGCUGUGGUCUCUCAGCUGGUGCGCUGUUGCGAUGUAUCAUCGCGCAUGCAGUCUUCGAUUAACGGUAAUCCGCCUCUUCCGAACCCCUACGGCGACUCGAACCUGUCGCAGCCCAUCAUGCCCCUGCAGCAGCUGGUGGCCGAGAUCCUGUUCGUGCGCACCAGCUACGUGAAGAAGAUCAUCGAGGACUGCAGCAACUCGGACGAGACCAUCAAGCUGCUGCGCUUCAGCUGCUGGGAGAACCCGCAGUUCUCCUCCACCGUGCUCAGCGAGCUGCUGUGGCAGGUGGCGUACUCGUACACGUACGAGCUGAGGCCGUACCUGGACCUGCUGCUGCAGAUUCUGCUCAUCGAGGACUCCUGGCAGACCCACAGGAUCCACAACGUGCUGAAGGGCAUCCCUGACGACAGAGACGGGCUGUUCGACACCAUCCAGCGCUCCAAGAACCACUAUCAGAAGAGGGCCUACCAGUGUAUAAAGUGCAUGGUGGCCCUCUUCAGCAACUGCUCAGUGGCCUACCAGAUCCUGCAGAGUAACGGCGACCUGAAGAGGAAGUGGACGUGGGCGGUGGAGUGGCUGGGGGACGAGCUGGAGCGCCGGCCCUACACGGGGAACCCCCAGUACACCUACAACAACUGGUCCCCGCCGGUGCAGAGCAACGAGACCUCCAACGGCUACUUCCUGGAGCGCUCGCACAGCGCCCGCAUGACCCUGGCCAAGGCCUGCGAGCUCUGCCCUGAGGAGUGUCACUUAACGAAGCACGAGGCGGUGUCUGAAGAAGAUGCCGCGCGGAAAUCGUCCUCGCCACAGCGGCUUUUGCCCGGGGAAGGGACAGGACAGCCGAAGCACACUGAGCCUGAUGAGCAGGAAGCUCCUGAUGAGCAUGAGUCCUCCCCACCUGAAGACACCACCCUCUACCCCCACCCCCCGGCAACACAGUUUCCGCAGAAUAACCACCCGCACGGCCAGCCGUACACGGGCCCGGCAGCACAACACAUGAACAACCCCCAGCGCCCCGGCCAACGAGCACAAGAGAACUGGGAGGGCACUGAGGAGGUGGCCCCCGCCCAGACAAAGGAGUAGCGCAGGCUGCCCCGUGCCCCGCUUGGUCCUCCUCUGAGACGCCCCACUGAGACACUUACCCAAGUGCAAGACCUGGCCUUACAGCUCCACGCCUCUCUGGGGCCUCUUCGGGGCCUCUCUGGGGCCUCCCUGGGGCCUCUCCGGGGCCUCCCCGGGGCCUCUCUGGGGCCUCCCUGGGGCCUCUCUGGGGCCUCCCUGUCCAUAGUUCCACUUUGUAUUUAACCUGGAGUGGAGAGUCUAUUCACUGUCUGCCCUGCAGAGUUAUUGCUGUCCAAACGAUAUAACCCACCUGCAGUGGAUCUAGUGUUGUAGUGAAGCAGGCCUGAUGCUCGUGUGUAAAUGGCGGAGGUGUACAUAGUAAGUUACUGUCUCACUGUUUUCUUCCCUCGGCUGGACUGCUCGUCCGCUGGUGGAAAGACUUGCUGAGUUUCUGAAAACAAAAGUAUGGGGGGUUAAAAAAAAAAAGAAUAUUUAAGAAAAGACAAAAAAAAAACCUUUUUUGCUUUAUGGUCUGUGCGCAGCCGUGAGGUUUGGUGUGCCUGUGGGCAGUUUGGGUUUGUUCAGUUCUUGGAGGGCAAGCGCAUUCCCCAUGUCAAGCACUCGAACCAUGAGCCAUGCCAAAAUCAACUCUCCAGCUGGAGUUGUUUUUUUGCGUGGUGGGUAUGUUGGAGAUAGCUGGGUUAAUUUUAUGACAUUUGAUUGAUGUGGAAAAUGAUGUUACAUCGUUCUAGACCUCUCAUUGCCUUUCUUGUUCUGGUAUUAAUUGAGUCCUUUUGAAGCUGUAGUUCAUAUGCUGUAACAUUUAGCAUGGCUUCACACCAGACUAGUGUAGCCCAGAUAUAUGAUCAUAACAUAACCACAGCUGUGGUGUCCAAUUCACAGUUAUUUUCCGAGCAGCCCCUUUUUUUGACGUGGGGAGGGGGGAGGGCGUUAGAUGUUUUUUUAUUUAUUUUUUUCCCCACACUUUCAUUCUUACACAGCAGUUGCGACAUUAGGACCCAACAUAACACAAGCGGCUUCUCAGUUGUGCGCAUAUUCCUGGUAUUGGACGCUCUGGCAGUCUGUUUUGGUGGGACAGUAGAGCAGUUUUCCCUGAUGAGACUUUCGGAGAGUGACAGGUAUAUAUGCAACACUCUGCUAUGCGCAGCUGCCUGGGGCAUAGCAGACUGUACUCCGCGUGCUUGCGUUCUGCUUUUGCUAGAUCAGUCGCUAGACGAGCGCCUAAUCACCCGUUACUGCGUAGUACUGGAGGGAGCGGUCUCUUCACACAGGGCAGGCAUGGUCUUAGAACUCUUCAUUCUGGGGGAUUAGAAAAAUAUGAAGCAGGGUUGUAUCAUAAAAUAACUGCUGGUUAGUCAUGUUGCAACUGUUAAAGGUCUUGCUAAGUACGGCAUCGUUCUUUAGGAUUUAAAGGAAAAUGGGUAAAUACUGUAUUUAAUUGGUAACUUGAAUGUGUGGUUCCCCCCCCCCCUCCCUCCUCUCCUGGAAUUUUGUCAGAAAUACCAAAUACCCCCUGCAAAAUAUAAGAAUCAGCCCACCAUAUUAUAUUUAAAUAUCUUGCCGUUUUAUUUUAUAGAAAUUAUUUUGCUGAAUUUCUCAAAGUAGAAUUUGAUUUAAGAGGAACAUUUUUGUCCUUGGUGUUAUUUUUAAAGAGGAUAUUGACUGUACAGAGUUCUGCACCCUCUUUUGGCCACGGUGUGACGUUGAAUUCUGGAGCUCCAGUCGCAAUGGGGACUUUCACUUUGUGGGGUUAUUUUGUGCACAGAAAUAUAACGUAAAAACGACCAUUUGCGCCCCUUAGCAAGAAUAAAGAAAAUGGAAUCUUCACACUGUAACUGUCUCAUAUUUUAUUUAUGGUACAUUGUAAAUACUUUGUGCACGUAAAGAAACAAAAUAACAUAACGGAUUAUCGAAAAAAACAAGGAGCAGCAAAUCCAUGGAAAGAGGAGACUUGCCCAGUGUGCUGAAGAUAUCAUUUGAAAAAAAAACCCAUGGAUUUGCCAAGGAUUAGCCGGAAAAGUAUGCCAAACUAAAAACCAGUGGCCUAUAUAGACGUGGGUUUUCCCCCACAGUGAUGUGGAAGCCUGAGGAUUCUGCUGCCCGGAGCAAAGCAUUCUGGGAGAAGAGGAGGGUGAGCUGGAGCUACAGCGGGGAGAGGUGCGCUGCAGCCAUCCAAGAGCCCAAGGGGUGUGUAGCUUCAGCGUCCAUGGCUUUGUACAGAGACUGUUCCCCCGCUCCCUACCCACAAUGCACUGCAGGCUGUUUUCCUCACAUUCUUCCUUCAGGGGACAAAAAUGCUUCAUUGUUUUAGCCUGUAAGGUCUUACCAUUUUUCCUUUCAUUUUUACUUUUUCUUUUGGUUGGUUGUUUUUUUUUUUUUUUUUUGUAAGUGUUAAUUGGAUCAGAUGAUUGCCUUCAGACUUUUUUGUUUGUUUUAAAUAUUCUACAGCUUUUUUUUGUGAAAAAUGCAUGGAUGAUAAAAAUCCCUUGAUCUGCCUUAGAGCACUGUACAAACCCAGCACACUGUAAAAUUAUACUUUAAAAAUGAAAAUAAAUAGUAUUUGAAUUAUU
Messenger RNA from Anguilla rostrata (American eel), 11141 nucleotides. RefSeq names its product ubiquitin specific peptidase 9 (gene usp9). Gene Ontology annotation, molecular function: cysteine-type deubiquitinase activity. The coding region runs from base 787 to 8571 and encodes 2594 amino acids. NCBI's taxonomy places the organism in Eukaryota, Metazoa, Chordata, Actinopteri, Anguilliformes, Anguillidae. The transcript is spliced from 46 exons. Gene Ontology annotation, cellular component: nucleus; cytosol. The record is from RefSeq and is a predicted model, not a curated record. Gene Ontology annotation, biological process: protein deubiquitination; cell migration.